Molecule: messenger RNA, 549 nt
Organism: Pyrus x bretschneideri (Chinese white pear)
Lineage: Eukaryota; Viridiplantae; Streptophyta; Magnoliopsida; Rosales; Rosaceae
Product: major allergen Pru ar 1-like
Exons: 2
Coding region: 1-549 (182 amino acids)
Biological process (GO): abscisic acid-activated signaling pathway; defense response
Cellular component (GO): nucleus; cytoplasm
Molecular function (GO): protein phosphatase inhibitor activity; abscisic acid binding; signaling receptor activity
Source: RefSeq, a predicted model, not a curated record
AUGAGUUCCAUAAGUUCGAGGCAGGAAUUUACAAGUCCAGUGGCAGCAGACAGGUUGUUCAAGGCCUUGAUCACAGACUCCGACAAUCUCAUCCCCAAGCUCAUGCCUACGGCCAUCAAGAGCAUCGAAAUCAUCCACGGCGACGGCGGCGUAGGAAGCAUCAAGCAGAUCAACUUUGCUGAGUCAAGCUCAUCCGAUAAAAAAUUCCUAACUCCGCCAUUGUGUCUAAAUGUGCCUACAUGCUCGUCAUCGUUGAUGCUGUGCUGGUACGCGUUACAAGACACUCUGGACGUGGAGAAUUUGGUGUGCAAGUACCCUCUGGUUGAAGGAGAUGUAUUGGUGGGCAAGAUUAAGUCCAUUUCUUACGAGGUGAGCUUUCAAGCUUCCCCCAACGGCGGAUGUACUUGUAAGAUGAUGAGUGAGUACGAUGCCGCGGGUGACUUGGAGAUCAACGAGGAAGAAAUCAGGGGUGGCAAAGAAAGAGCAAUGGACAUGUACAAAGAAGUUGUUGAAGCUUACCUCUUCGAAAGUCCUGGUGCCUACGAAUAG